Molecule: messenger RNA, 2259 nt
Organism: Colletotrichum graminicola M1.001
Lineage: Eukaryota; Fungi; Ascomycota; Sordariomycetes; Glomerellales; Glomerellaceae
Product: ferric reductase like transmembrane component
Exons: 7
Coding region: 1-2259 (752 amino acids)
Biological process (GO): intracellular iron ion homeostasis; copper ion import; iron ion transport
Cellular component (GO): plasma membrane
Molecular function (GO): ferric-chelate reductase activity
Source: RefSeq, a predicted model, not a curated record
AUGCGCGUCCUGUUGUCGUGGUCGGCUUCGGCCCCGCGUCUGGCGGUGCACCGGAUCCUGCUAUCUACGCUCCUCGCUGCCAUGUGCCUCUUCCGACACUCGGCCGCGGGCAUCUUGGGACCCGGCGACAUCUGCUUCGACUCGUGCUCGUACGCCCUCGGCGCCGCGCGCUUCAACGACACUCGGCCGUACAACGGGACCGACUUCCAGAAGGCCAAGCUCAUCACCUCGUGCGAGAGCCGCCUGUACAUCACGUCCAUGUACCUAUGCGCCGACCUGCACUGCGACCUGAUGCACCGGAUCGCCGGGCUGAGUGACCUCAAUCACACCUGCCAGACAUCCAUGAACACGUCGCUGCCGCCGUUCGAGAUCAUUGCCAACUACUCGAGCGAAGAGAUUGCCGGUCUGAGACGGCUGACUAAGGAAGAGGGCGUCGCUAAGACCGUGCUUAAUGAGAUCGUCUUGCCUGCGGAUGCCUUCUAUCAGAUCUGGGCUGACACUCUCGAUUCCGUCAAGUACACUUACGGGUACCAUUUCAGAUACGGCUUCUACGUGAUUGUCUUUUGGUUCAUCGUGAUCGCUAUCGGGCUGGGAUCUCGUCUCGUCUCGGCCAUCGGGGACCUGCAAAAGCGAGAGUACGAUCCGCGCAACACGCCCGGCAUCUGCCACGCACCCGCCCUGUGGCUCAAGCGCUACAUCACCGUCCCCGCCACCUUUGGGUACCGUUGCUCGCAGAACCUAGGCUGGUGUACGAUCCCGCCUCGGGUCCAGAGUCUCACCAUCUUGGCCUUUAUUGUCGUGAAUAUCUUCUUUUGCAUCCACGGCUACAAGAUAUUCCGCGGCCACAUGUACUGGCCCACGGUCUAUCACCUGGUGUGGCGUUACGUCGCCGAUAGGACCGGCAUCAUUUCCUUUGCCAAUUUCCCCAUCAUCUGGCUGUUCGGUAUGCGGAACAACCUACUCAUGUGGGUGACCGGUUGGGACUUUGGCACGUACAAUAACUUCCACCGCUGGGUCGCCCGUGUAGCGACACUGCAAGCCGUCAUCCACUCCGUCGGCUACGUCGUCCUCGUCUUUGACGACGGUGGCUUGGCGUAUUUCGUGUCGUAUUGGAAGAUCAUGUUCUGGUGGGCAGGCUGGCUGGCAACUUUUGGCAUGGUCGCUCUUGUGGGAGCGUCGGUGUACUGGAUGCGACGGAAACAGUACGAGCUGUUCCUAAUCCUCCACAUCCUUCUGUCUAUUCUUACUCUCAUCACCAUGCUUGGCCACGUCUCCAUAUUCAACGGGGAGUAUGACUUCCUAUUCUGGGUACCCUUUUACAUCUGGAUAGGCGACCGCGUGUUACGCAUGGCGAGGACAUUGGCCUUCAACCUCAGGUUCUGGAACACCUUCGCCCUCGCGAGCUACGACACAAACUCCAACAUCGUACGCCUCAGCGUCCCCUACCCCACCAGUUUCUACGAGCCGAAGCCGGGCACCUACUACUACCUUCACGUCCUCAGCGACAAGUGCUUCUGGGAGAGUCACCCGUUCACCAUGGCCCGCACGACGACGAAUCUGAGCGCGGGCCGCAAAUCGUCCUGCGAGGAGACUCCCCUGCUCGUCGCGGGCGAGCAGGACCAGGAGCCCGUGUCCGAGGUCGCUCUUCAGCCGAAGAGGGGCGAGCCCUCGAUGACGUUCCUCAUCCGCCCGUACGACAGCUUCACCGCCCGCCUCCGCGAGAAAGCCACGGCCGCGUGGCCCCACCCGGCGCGCCUCCGCGUGCUCAUCGAAGGGCCCUACGGCCACACGCAGCCCUUUGACCAGUUCGACGGCCUGCUCUUCAUCGUCGGGGGCAGCGGCGUCGUGGUGCCGCUCGCGCACCUCGCCGAGCUCACCAAGGACGGGUCGAGGGCGCGGUCGGUCAAGAUCGUCUGGGCGGUCCGCGAGCUGAGCUUCGCCGCCGACGUGUUGAAGCAGGACUUUGAAGAUGCGUUCGACAGCGGGAAGCUGUCGGUCGACGUCUACCUCACGCAGCACAGCCCUGCGGCCAGCGCCGCGCGACCUGACGACUGGCCGGAGCAGGUGCGCCUGCUCCACGGCCGGCCGGAAGUGCGCGAGGAGGUGCAGGAGGCCGCCAUUGGGGCGAGCAAGGCCAGCCUCGCGGUGGUGGCGUGCGGGCCGGGCGUCAUGGCCGACGAUGCGAGGCGGUCCGUCGUCGAGAUGCUCGACCGGGGGUGGUCGGGGGUCGAGUACUUUCAAGAAAGCUUCAAUUGGUGA